AUGGAGCCCAUCUACUCGCGUGAUGAGUGCAUCGCCGCGGUCCACGACUUCUACGACUUCUUGGGAAAGAUGUUCAUGGAUGUGCCCGCGUCCAUCAUCUACCCACCUCCCGGCGGUUGGCCCAACAUGACUCCCGAAGUCGCGGAUCGUCUAGGCAAGGAUCCAGAAAUCAUCAAUCUGCUACGCCAUCUGCCAUUUCCUGAUGACCAGCCUUACACAGCACGGCCGCACUGUUUGCCAGGCACCCGGUUCCACGCCUGGACGAAGGCAGUGGACGAGCUGAAGGAGCAGGGAGACGCAGAGAGAGAAGAUCUACUAAUCGAGACGGAGAGCCAUGAAGACCAGUUCGGCGGCAUGAUUCCCAAAUACUGCAUCGGUCUUACGUACGCUCUCAACAUCAGCGAAUACGUGAUGCUGUUGGACGUCAGAACUGGGCUGGUAUAUUGGAUGGACUGCCCGGAGGAGAUUAUCAAGGCGUGCGAUCCUCAGCCAUCACGUCUGGUGUACCCUUUGGAGGGGGAAGUAAAGGAGGAACCAGAUAAAAGCGUCGUUGUUGUACAGGAGGAAGAGGAUGAUGUCGAAGCUUCAGACGACAACAGCGAGAACGAAACGCCUCCGACAUCCGAUGACGGUAGUGACGACGAGAACGAUGGGUCUGUUGAUUUCGAGGACGACGAUGAUGAUGACGAUGACUCGAUGGACGUGGAGUGGGGACCCUGCUGGCCGGUCCGCCACUUCUUCGCCAUGUUGAAGAACCACUAUAUCAAGCUGAACUUCAUCCCGCAUAGCAGUCAUCGUGUCGUUCAAAUCUGGACGAAGCGAUAUACUGACCACGACCGAAUUCCUGAAGGGUUUGCAGAGUUUUUACAGUCCAUAUAUCACAAACAUGGGUGGCCUAAUUUGGAAGUCUAUCAGAAAGAAGCAUGCAUGGCAGAGCUCGAGAAAGCAACAGGAACAGAAGAAAAACAAACCGACAACUCGUUACGACUACUAGACGAUGGGUUGCUGGACACCACACCCCGCGACGAGACGCUGGAGAUAACAGCCCAGAACCAACAAACCUCCCCCUUCCUCCGUCUCCCCGCCGAACUCAGAAAUCGCAUAUAUAACAUCCUAUUCGGCCACCGAUCAAUCCACCUCAAAGACCGUACACCUUCAAAAUACCACCAGAUCCCCCGACCCUGCGUCACGCACAUCCGCCCCGUUCAUCCCGACAACGACGUAUACGGCCCCGGUAUCGAAAACGACCGCACGCGUCAUCCGGGUAAACAAACACAUACAUUCUCCUUACUUUUCGUAAGCCGCCAGAUCUACGAGGAAACCCGCUACCUCCCCUUCAGCCUCAACACGUUCAGGUACGACGAACGACUCGGGCGACAGACCUGGCUCCGCUCGCUGGCAUCCCGACUCGCUGUCGUGCGGAAAGUGCGUCUUCAUGUUGAAGAGGAUUGGGGUUUAAACCGUGGAUUAAAUGAAGGUCUGACCAACGGACUGGAGUUCUUCCCAAGUCUCGAUAGUCUGGAGCUGAUUUGCGGGCAUGGCCAGUACAAGGCAGGUGGGUUUGACAAGAUACUCAGAUUGGCGAAGAAGACGAAGCGGGAUGUGGAGGCGCUAGUCGGCUCCGAGGUCAAAUUGAGGAUCUAUGUCAGGAAGGUUUGGAACAUUCGCGAGUACGAUCUUUUUGAUUUUUAUACCUAUUUUCCCUUCAAGCUUUGA
Alternaria viburni is the source of this 1716-nucleotide messenger RNA. RefSeq lists its product as uncharacterized. The record is from RefSeq and is a predicted model, not a curated record. NCBI's taxonomy places the organism in Eukaryota, Fungi, Ascomycota, Dothideomycetes, Pleosporales, Pleosporaceae. The transcript is spliced from 3 exons. The coding region runs from base 1 to 1716 and encodes 571 amino acids.